AUGGAUUACCUCUUGGAUGAUAAAUCGUCAUCUAAAAUUGAAUAUAAACUUUAUUGGUCUGACGAUUCAAAACAAAUAUAUAAUUUACGAUUUGACAAAGCUUCACGUCUGUAUUCAAUAGACUCAAUAAUAAUUAGUUUCAGUUCGACUUUUAUACGUCAAUAUCAAUUAAAACAAGACGAAAAAAUUAUACCAUGGACACCAUCAACAACGAGUCAUUUAACACUAGAUAAAUUAUUAAAAAAUUUUUUUAAAGAAGAUGUUCUUGAUGGUGAUUAUGAUUGUUCUAAAUGUAAAAAAAAAACACAAGCAAAACAAAAAACUCAAUUAUGUCUACCACUACCACAAAUACUUAUUAUACAAUUAAAACGUUUUACAUAUGAUCAAUGUUCAAGUGAUAAAAUUGAUAUAUUAAUUGAAUAUCCAGUUUAUAAUUUAAACCUUAAUCAUUAUGCAAUAGUUUCAGAAGAAACAGAUGAGACGUACGAUUUAAUAGCUAUAUCAAAUCAUAGUGGUCUGUUAUCAUUUGGACAUUAUGUUACAUACGCAAAAAAUAAUCAAACACAAAAAUGGUAUUUAUUUAAUGAUGAUUCUAUUCAAGAAAUUGACGAACAUGAAUUAAUAACAAAAAAUGCUUAUAUUUUGAUUUAUAUGAAAAAACAAAAUAAAUCAUUAUUACCCUCAUCAUUGUCACCUAUAACAACAGAUGAACAAUCUAAAACUGUUGGUUAA
Molecule: messenger RNA, 732 nt
Organism: Didymodactylos carnosus
Lineage: Eukaryota; Metazoa; Rotifera; Eurotatoria; Philodinida; Philodinidae
Source: the annotation of a GenBank genome assembly